This is a messenger RNA of Loxodonta africana (African savanna elephant), 4095 nucleotides long. RefSeq names its product aldolase, fructose-bisphosphate B (gene ALDOB). NCBI's taxonomy places the organism in Eukaryota, Metazoa, Chordata, Mammalia, Proboscidea, Elephantidae. Gene Ontology annotation, biological process: glycolytic process; fructose 1,6-bisphosphate metabolic process. The coding region runs from base 690 to 1784 and encodes 364 amino acids. Gene Ontology annotation, cellular component: cytosol. Gene Ontology annotation, molecular function: fructose-1-phosphate aldolase activity; fructose-bisphosphate aldolase activity. The transcript is spliced from 9 exons. The record is from RefSeq and is a predicted model, not a curated record.
GCCUUUCUUCCUGGCAAUGAUUAGCUAAUACAACCAUUGUCUGUUCUGGUCCUGUCAAGCUCAAGAAAGUGAAAUUACAUCAUCUGGGUAUACAGGAUGCUUGUCCUUUGUUAAUUCUUUUCUGUUUCUGUCCCACCCCCACAGUCACAAAGCAAAGGGGCAAGGAGAAAACAGGCCCAUGCCUGGACUGCUCCUCAUCACACCUCAGAUGUCCAAUUUCAGCCUCCAUUACACACACACACACACACACACACACACACACACCUGCAGCUUCUAUAUCACAGCAGGAAACACUCUCUGCAUUCUUAAUUCUGUUCAUAUCUUCUUCAUUUCUGAUUCUUCUCAGCUAGUCUCAGAGAGAAAGAGACCACCUUUCCCAGGAACCUACUUAUAAUACUCCUCCUUGCCCCCUCUUGCAGCCCUCGCCCCACAACCUUAGAAUAUACUUAAAAGAAAUAAAAAUUGUGGCAUAAUGUCAAAAGUGCCUUCUAAGGAAGGUGGAACAUGUUAAAGGAAGUCUUAGAGUUUCCGUUUCUAGUUAUUAGCAAAGUAGGUGGCCCUGGUGCAACAACCAGUAAAUCGAUUGGUUUGGAGAUAGUGGUUUAGAGGUGAGUUGGGGAGUACUGCCUGUCAGGGUGAAAACAAGUCAGACUUCUAAGGACAAUCUGUGAGGGAAGAGACCUCUCACCAUGGCCCACCGAUUUCCAGCCCUCACCCCAGAACAGAAGAAGGAGCUCUCAGAAAUCGCCCAGCGCAUUGUUGCAAAUGGAAAGGGGAUCCUGGCUGCAGAUGAGUCUGUAGGCACUAUGGGAAACCGCCUGCAGAGGAUCAAGGUGGAGAACACCGAGGAGAACCGCCGACAGUUCCGAGAAAUUCUCUUCACUGUGGAUGAUUCUAUCAACCAGAGCAUUGGGGGUGUGAUCCUUUUCCAUGAGACCCUCUACCAGAAGGACAGCCAGGGAAAGCUGUUCAGAACCAUCCUCAAGGAAAAGGGGAUCGUGGUGGGAAUCAAGUUAGACCAAGGAGGUGCUCCCCUUGCAGGAACAAAUGGAGAAACCACCAUUCAAGGGCUUGAUGGCCUCGCUGAGCGCUGUGCUCAGUAUAAGAAGGAUGGUGUUGACUUUGGAAAGUGGCGUGCUGUGCUGAGGAUCGCUGACCAGUGUCCAUCCAACCUCGCUAUCCAGGAAAAUGCCAACGCCCUGGCCCGCUAUGCCAGCAUCUGUCAGCAGAAUGGGUUGGUACCCAUUGUUGAACCAGAGGUCAUUCCUGAUGGAGACCAUGACCUGGAACACUGCCAGUAUGUUACUGAGAAGGUCCUGGCUGCUGUCUACAAGGCCUUGAAUGACCAUCAUGUUUACCUGGAGGGCACUCUUCUUAAGCCCAACAUGGUGACUGGUGGACAUGCCUGCGCCAAGAAGUAUACUCCAGAACAGGUGGCUAUGGCCACUGUCACAGCUCUCCACCGUACUGUUCCUGCAGCUGUUCCUGGCAUCUGCUUCUUGUCUGGCGGCAUGAGUGAAGAGGAUGCUACUCUCAACCUCAAUGCUAUCAACCUUUCCCCUCUACCAAAGCCCUGGAAACUAAGCUUCUCUUAUGGACGGGCCCUGCAAGCCAGUGCACUUGCUGCUUGGAGUGGCAAGGCUGCCAACAAGAAGGCAACCCAGGAGGCCUUUAUGAAGCGGGCUCUGGCUAACCGCCAGGCAGCCAAAGGACAGUAUGUUCAUACGGGCUCCUCUGGUGCUGCUUCCACCCAGUCACUCUUCACUGCCUGCUAUACCUACUAGGAUCUGCAGCCAGCCAGCCUUGCUCUAGCUCUUCUAGGCACCUUAGUUGGAGAGCUGAAAAGGAACAACCUUUCAAUGGACCCUGGAAAUGAGACAAUUUUAGAUCAGAACUACUGGAAAUACAGAAACAAAAAAAAAGAAAAAGAAAAAGGAAUCAAUUAUUGAAACAUACAAGUACAAAUAUCAAGGAUUUGACAAAAUUUUACACAACUCGUUUCUUGCAGUGCUUCCAGCUUGCCACUGCCCAGAGUAUUUAUUUAAAGAAAAUAGGCUUUAAAACAAAAUCGGCUAUCCAUCCAAAUAACAACCACCAAACGAAACAUCUGAAAAGCUGAGUUCCGAGAAGUGCAUCUUAUUAAACAGUCUUAGUAGUACUAGGUGAUGGAGACAGCUGCAACUGAAAGAGAAAAGUCUACAAACCUUUAGGUGGUAUCAGGUUUUACUCUUCUGCUCUUCCUUUCAAAGGGCCUAGUAUAUUCAUUACACUUGACUGCCCUAGAUAUGACUGACAUUAAUGAGGAGGACCCUUAACUUUGACUACUCAUUGCAAUCACCUGGAAACAUCUUAAAAACCUAUAUGCUAAGGCUACGCACCAGCCCAAUUAAAUCAAAAACUCUAGAUGUGGAAAUCUGUUUUAAGUAUUAGGGUUUCUUAAAGCUCUUUGGUGAUUCCAACGUUCAGCCAAGUUUGAGAACUACCAGCCUAUGUUUCAAGUUUGGAAAUAUUUAAAAAUUAAAGCCAUUCAUAAUAGGAAACAAGCUAAAAUGUAGCAUGAUUUUGAGCAACAUAUGGAGUGUAAUAAAAAAAAGGGUCAAUGUAACUUUAAUGCUUGGAACAUUCCUCUCCAAAUGGCUGAGGAGUGGUGAUGUAGGACUAUUACGGCUUUCGCUACACAUCCAAUCACACCAUCUAGUUUUGCAGCAAAUAAUAUUCACAUAAUUAUACUCUCCUGACAUUUGAUUUUAAGAAUUAACCUAUAUAAAAGAACAUUAGAAACAAUCAGAGUUACAAAAGAAAAUUUCAACAUAACAUUGGAAAAUGUAAAAGUAAUGAUUUAACAAAAGCUGGGAAACACAAGGGAGAGAAGGAGUGGAGGAAAGCAAAGGAGGCACUAAUUCACUUAGUGGGGAGUCAGGAAUACUACUUAUACAAAAAUAUUCAUGAAUUAAUAAAUCGUGCUUAAAUCUAUUUAAUCAGUAAAGGAAAUGGAUAUAAAUCAUUAAAAUACACAUCUUUUGUUUAAAUAUUUGUUGUUGUCAUUGUUAGGUGCCAUCGAGUUGGUUCAGACUCAUAGCCACCCUAAGUACCACAGAACAAAAUACUGCCCAGUCCUGUGCCAUGCUCACAAUUGUUGUUAUGCCUGAGCUCAUUGUUGCAGCCACUGAAUCAAUCCACCACAUUAAGGGUCUUCCUUUUUUCUGCCGACCCUGCACUUUACCAAGUAUAAUGUCUUUCUCCAGGGACUGAUCCCUCCCGACAAUAUGUCCGAAGUAUGUAAGACGUAGUCUCGCCAUCCUUGCUUCUAAGGAUCAUUCUGGUUUUACUUCUUUUGAGACAGAUUUGUUUGUUCUUUUGGCAGCCCACGGUAUAUUCAAUAUUCUUCACCAACACCACAAUUCAAAAACAUCAAUUCUUCUUAGGUUUUCAUUGCCCAGCUUUCACAUGCAUAUGAUGUGACUGAAAAUAUCGCUUGGGUCAGGAACACCUUAGUCCUUAAAGUGACACCUUGCUUUUCAACAUUUUAAAGAGGUCUUUUGCAGCAGAUUUACUCAAGGCAAUACAUCGUCUAAUUUUUUGACUGCUGCUUCCGUGAGUGUUGAUUGUGGAUCCAAGUAAAAUGAAAUCCUUGACAACUUCAAUCUUUCUCUGUUUAUCAUGAUAUUGCUUACUGGUCCCGUUGUGAAGAUGUUUGUUUUCUUCAUGUUGAGGCGUAAUCCAUACUGAAGGCUGUGGUCUUUGAUCUUCAUUAGUAAGAAAGUGCUUCAAGUUCUCUUCACUUUCAGCCAGCAAGGUGUGUCAUCUACAUAACACAGGUUGUUAAUGAGUCUUCCCCCAAUUCAGAUGCCCUGUUCCUCAUAUAGUCCAGCUUCUCAGAUUAUUUGCUCAGCACACAGAUUGAAGAGGUAUGACAAAGGAUACACUUUACCUGACUUUAAACCACGCAGUAUCCCCUUGUUCUUUCUGAAAACUGCCUCUUGAUCUAUGUACAUGUUCCUCAUGAGCAAAAUUAAGUGUUCUGGAAUUCCCAUUCUAUGCAACGUUAUUCUUAAUUUGCUAUGAUUCACAGAGUCGAAUGCCUUUCAUAGUCAA